AUGUUUCCAUUCCCAGUAGACGCAAAAUGCAACGCGGACGAUUUUUUUAUAACUGUGGAAAUUGCAAAUGAUUGUCCGAAAAGUGUACCGCGACAUGGAGAUAGCGAAGAAUAUAAACUCAUUGUAAAAAUGGACGGAGCAACACUAUCUACGGACAGCGUUUGGGGUGCCAUAAGGGGAAUGGAUUCCAUCAGUCAAUUAAUAUUCUAUGAUGAAAAAGAUGCAGAGUAUAAAAUCAGAACUGUGAGAAUACAUGACUUUCCUCGCUUUCCGCUCCGAGGUCUCCUGAUCGACUCCUCAAGACAUUUCCUCUCAAUGAAAGUCAUCAAAAGACAAUUGGAUAUCAUGGCAAUGAAUAAAAUGAAUGUUUUGCACUGGCAUCUCGUAGACAGCGAAGCAUUUCCUUAUGUUUCCGAAAAAUUCCCAAAUCUUGCAAAAACAGGUGCAUAUUCACCCAAACAUCAAUACUCACCAAGCGACGUCCAGGAAAUCAUCGAAUUCGCUAGGGUUCGAGGGAUACGAGUUAUUCCUGAAUUUGACCUACCAGGCCACACCGGAGCAUGGCAAGGACAUCCAGAACUGUUAACGGAAUGUUUCGAUUGUGCUGGAAAGCCAACCUAUUUACCUAAUCUCGUGGACCCAAGCAAGAAUUCAACACGGGAAUGUAUAACUGAGCUAGUGGAAAAACACCUUAGGAAUUCCUGGACGAAGUGGUCACGACAUUUCCCGAUGAGUUUUUGCACCUCGGAGGCGAUGAAGUUGAGAUGUUUAUUGAAGACUGCUGGAGAGUUAUACAGAGAUUAUGCUGUAGAAUUAUACAGAAAAAUGAUGAGGAACUCAAACAUCAGGAAGUUUAUGAAGGAAAAAUCAUUCGGGAGCAACAUAAGACUUCUUGAAAAUUACUUCUUUGAGAGGCUCCAUGCAAUUGUAAGGAAUUUAAAAGUAAAAAGAAGAACAAUUUUUUGGCAAGAAGUUUUCGAUAAUAACAUUCCGGAAUAUGACUCCAUAAUACAUAUCUGGAAAGGAAGAACUCAUCAAGAAAUUAUAAAGGAGGUGAAAAAUGUUACAGCGAAGGGUUAUAACGCUAUCGUGUCGGCAUGCUGGUAAGA
Molecule: messenger RNA, 1109 nt
Organism: Strongylus vulgaris
Lineage: Eukaryota; Metazoa; Nematoda; Chromadorea; Rhabditida; Strongylidae
Source: the annotation of a GenBank genome assembly